Messenger RNA from Equus quagga, 2187 nucleotides. It is a transcript of the gene UBE2V1, whose product is annotated as ubiquitin conjugating enzyme E2 V1. Gene Ontology annotation, cellular component: nucleus. Gene Ontology annotation, biological process: DNA damage tolerance; protein K63-linked ubiquitination. Lineage: Eukaryota; Metazoa; Chordata; Mammalia; Perissodactyla; Equidae. The transcript has 4 exons. The record is from RefSeq and is a predicted model, not a curated record. Bases 267 to 584 code for a protein of 105 amino acids.
CCGCCGAGAGGAAGGGCCGGGCCCCUCGGCGCUGCGGGGCGAGCCCGGGGUCCCUGCCGAGGAGCCCGGCCGGCGGCUCUUUGGGGGAGAUCGAGGGUUCCCUGGAGGAUGAGAAGGUUCCCAAGAGCGGACGGAAGCCCUUUACGGGGUGCUGGGGGGCCGGAGUAAAAGUCCCUCGCAAUUUCCGACUGUUGGAAGAACUCGAAGAAGGCCAGAAAGGAGUAGGAGAUGGCACAGUUAGCUGGGGUCUAGAAGAUGACGAAGACAUGACACUUACAAGAUGGACAGGGAUGAUAAUUGGGCCUCCAAGAACAAUUUAUGAAAACCGAAUAUACAGCCUUAAAAUAGAAUGUGGACCUAAAUACCCAGAAGCACCCCCCUUUGUAAGAUUUGUAACAAAAAUUAAUAUGAAUGGAGUUAAUAGUUCUAAUGGAGUGGUGGACCCAAGAGCCAUAUCAGUGCUAGCGAAGUGGCAGAAUUCCUAUAGCAUCAAAGUUGUCCUGCAGGAGCUCCGGCGCCUGAUGAUGUCUAAAGAAAAUAUGAAGCUGCCCCAGCCACCGGAAGGACAGUGUUACAGCAAUUAAUCACAGAGAAACCGCAGGCCCUCCCCCCGUUCGAUUUAAGCAGUCUUCAUUUUCCACAGUAGUAAAUUUUCUAGAUACGUCUUGUAGACCUCAAAGUACUGGAAAGGAAGCUCCCAUUCAAAGGCAAUUUAUCUUAAGAUACUGUAAAUGAUACUAAUUUUUUGUCCAUUUGAAAUAUAUAAGUUGUGCUAUAACAAAUCAUCCUGUCAAGCGUAACCACUGUCCACGUAGUUGAACUUCUGGGAUCAGGAAAGUGUAUUUAAAUUGGUUCCCAUCAUCGCCGGUGGGCACAUCUAACUCAACUGUGAAAAGACACGUCACACAAUCACCUUGCUGCUGCCUCCACGGCCUGGGCCUCUGCCCCCACCCCCACCCCCGCCUCCCCCGCCCCCUGCAACAGCCCUCCAGCUCGGGCGGCUGGCUAGAGCAGGUGUGAAGGUGUCAGGUCACAGCCUGUGGGACUCCUGCUGGGCGUGGGUGCUCAUCUGCACCCCUGGUUUCUUUUUUUAAGUCUUAAAUGACGCCCCCGUUCCGAGCCAUGGUCCUUUCCCCACUCUCCACUACCACCCUUGGCCGAAGCAUAGAUUGUAACCCCCUCUGCUCCCCUCUGAAAUGGGCGUUUGGUAGGGAAUGCAGGGCUUUCCCCAUAUCUUCUCCCAUACCUUUAUCGAGGGGCGCUGCUUUUUCCUUCCUCCUCCUCAAGUCCCUUUUCUCACCGUACCCACCCAGCACUUUCCGUGACACUUCCUUGCUUUGGCCAGAAGCCAUCAGGUGAGGUUGGAAAGCCUCUGGCCUCCCUUCUUUAGUUUGGAACCACGUUUACUUACUCUCCCCCACCUGGGAAAUGAAUAUUGGGUCCUCAGCCCUGCCGCCCUCUGCUGUCAUCAGCGGAUGCGUUUUUUUUAGCUCAGGUUUUGCUAAGGUGAAAAGAACAGUCACCGGGGUUGCUCAGACCUGCCGGCUCUCCAAGUCCUUGGUGGUUGAACUUGGAGAGGGGCCACAGAAGACGCUUGUAGGCACACACGGUCCCUCUGAAUGAAUUGUUUCUUUGCCUGUAAUUGCUUUUGCUUUUAAAAAUGGAAGAAGUUUAAACAGGGCUCUCGUUUGGUCAUCCUUGCAAUCCACUUGGGUCGAGUGUGGAAUCUGACAACUGGAACAAAAAGAACCUUGAAUUCGGUGCAUACUUUGGUUGUGGUGCUGCCACUUCUCACGGUCCUCAGCGGGGAUUAAGAAAGAGCUCGGUGUGCAUGGCAGAGCCCCGACGUUGGCGGGCGUGACUUCCUGGCAAAUUGCUGCGUUUUUCCACUUUUCUGUUCAGGACCACUAAAUGCUGAGAUGUGGAUGCAUACCGAAAUAAAAGCAAUUCAUUGUGUUCUAAAGGUUUUCUUUUAAUUUAGUGUUCGUGUAAAACCACCUUUUGAAGCAGCAACUAUCAAGUCCGAAAGGCAGUUGAUGUUUCCAUUCAUCUUUUUCUGGGGAAAACCUUAGCUCUAAGGAUUUACCAUCCUGUGAGUAAAGUUUAACAUAACAGUAUUCCAUAAGGAGCCUUUUUAUUGUCAGACCAUUGCCUGAUUUUAAUAUAAUAAAAAAAAGUGUGCAUUAA